GCGUGGGGCCGCGUGUCCUCCUACUCGCUCAAGAUUCAUUGAUUGACGUGUGUGAGGAUUACACGGCACCCGGGGAGAGGCUAGGGGCGCGCGGCCGCCGGGAGAGAGAGCGAGAGCGAGAGAAAGAGAGAGAGAGAGCGAGAGGUGCGCGGGAGGGAGGCGCGGGGCCUCACACGCCACCUCGCCGCCGCUCGGCCCGGCCGCCGCCACAGUCAGGCCGAGCCCGGCCCCGCCAGCACCGCCGCCGCCUCCACGCUCCCGCGCCGCGCCGCCGACGCCGCCCCUGUGUCCCCUCCGUCGCCGCCACCGCCGCCGCCGUCCUCACGUGCGUGGCGUUGAUGGGCCGCGCGCCCGCCCCCGCCCGUGCCCCCGGCCGUGCCCGCGGGUGAGGCGCUGCAUGUGCCGCGCGGCGCAGCGUGCUGUAUGCCCAUCAAGACGGGGCGACGCAAGCAGCCCGUCGCCCAGGGGCUGGGGGCCCCCGGGGACCAUGACGGCCUGCCUCCGCCCCCACACAUGAUGACCGGCCCCGUGGGGCCUCAGGUGCCCAUCUCCGGGGAGCCUACCCCCGGAGGUCCGGGCUCCAUGCCCCACGGGCCCCAGGGUGGCCCGGGCCCGGUGGGCCUCGGGUCUCACCCUGGGCACGGCCCUGUAGGGCCUGGGUCAUUCCUCCACGGCCCUGGCGGCCCCGGCCCGGGUGGCCCCGGUGGCCCCGUUCCUGGAGGAGUGGGCCCCGGAGGCCCCAAUAUGCCCGGGGGACCUGGCAUGCCUGGCCACGGCAUGCCAAACGGCCCCCAGGUGCCGGGAGGCCCCGGGCCGGGCAUGAUGCCCGGAGGCCCCGGCAUGCCCAUGCACGGCCCCGGGGGUCCGCCAGGACCCAUGAACCCCGCCUUCUUCAGGCGACACACCCCAUACUUCGGCCAGCCAGACUUCAGACUCUACGAGCUGAACAAAAGACUACAGCAGAGAUCUGAGCAGGACUCGGACAACUUGUGGUGGGACGCCUUUGCCACGGAGUUUUUCGAGGACGACGCGACCCUCACUCUCACCUUCUGCCUCGAGGACGGCCCCAAGAGAUACACCAUAGGACGGACUCUCAUACCCCGAUACUUCCGGAGCAUCUUCGAAGGCGGCGUGACGGAGCUGUACUACUCCCUCAAGCACCCCAAGGAGUCCUUCCACAAUACCUCCAUCACGCUGGAUUGCGACCAGUGCACGAUGGUCACCCACCACGGCAAGCCCAUGUACACUAAGGUGUGCACGGACGGGCGCCUCAUCCUGGAGUUCACCUUCGACGACCUAAUGAGGAUCAAGUCUUGGCACUUCGCGGUCCGGAACCAUCGCGAGCUGAUCCCUCGGUCAGUGGUGGCCAUGCACACCCAGCAGGACCCCGGCAUGGUGGAGACCCUCAGCAAGAACAUCACCAGGCAGGGCAUCACCAACCACACCCUCAACUACCUCAGGUUAUGUGUGAUCCUUGAGCCGAUGCAGGAGUUGAUGUCAAGGCACAAGGCUUACGCUCUCUCCCCACGCGACUGCCUCAAGACCACGCUGUUCCAGAAGUGGCAGCGGAUGGUGGCGCCUCCAGGUGCAGCUAACCAAGCAAAUGGUAGAAUUGGGGCAGAAGGAGAGACCCAGCGAGCGCCCAACAAGAGGAGGAAGAGAAAAGGGUCAACCUCCGGCCAGAACGCAACGCCCAACUCCACGGGCUCCAGCAAGAAGAGGUCGCCAGGGCCCAAUUUCAACCUAGCCACACAAGUUUCCGACGUGAUGGUGGUUGGCGAGCCGUCCCUGAUGGGCGGCGAGUUCGGUGACGAGGACGAGCGUCUCAUCACGCGGCUGGAGAACACCCAGUACGACACCACCAGCGUGGAGGACGGCGGCGGCAGCGGGGCGCCCCAGGGGGCAGGCCCCGGCGGCCCCGGACCCGGCCCCACCGGCCCCGCGCCAUUCAACAACUCCCCGAUGACUGGCGGCCCCGGGGGUCCCUGGCCCGACCCUGCACGGCCCCCCCAGGACGCCGACAAGAAGAGUCCCGCGAUCAGUCAGUAGCCCCGGGGGACCCGCGCCCCGCCCCGCCCCGCCCCAGCCUGCCCCGCCCCGACGCCCCACCCAGCGCCACGACACCCGCACCUGUGUUGUUACGUUACCUCGCCCGGCCUACACACACACACACACACACACACACACACACACACGCACACGCACACGAGAGGAGUGUGAGCGGCAGCAUUUCUAUAUCAUUAGUUUUGUGGUGAAUAAUAUUAUAUACGAGUAUAUUAAGAAUGUACAGGUGUGUUUGUGUGGGUGUGUGCUCGUCGCGCGCGUCUUCGUUAUGUGAGUCAGAGACAGACAGACAGACAGGUAGACAGACACAGACAGGCCGCGGCGGGGCUUGGGGGGCGGGGCGGGGCGGGGUGGGGGGGGGGUGAACCAUGUACAUGCUUUGUAACUUUUGUAUCAUUUAGACAAACAAAAAAAAGUUUUCCUAGGGACCAAGACUUUGGUCGUCUGUACACAGUGUUUUGUUGUGGAGGUGAGGACGCGGCCAACCCCAGACAGACAGACAGACAGACAGACUAAGAAGAGACAGGCAAACAGAUGAACGGGAAGGAGCAGAACGGGAGGAUGAGAGAGAGAGAGAGAGAGAGAGAAAAUGUGCGUGUUUCCAUGGGGGAAUAUUUAUAACCUUGAGCCGCUGUGUGUGUGUAUGUGCGUGUGUGUAUGUGUGUGUAUGUGUGUGUGAGAGAGAGAGAGAGAGAUAGAGAAUGUUAUGUUACUUGUAGUUAUUUUAAUAUUUAAGCCCAUCCCCCUCCUCGCCCACACACACACACACACACACACACACACACACACACACACCAUGGCGUACAAUAAUUAGAGGGUUUAUUGAACUUGUGUACAUUCUCUGUUACCUCUGAACUAUUUUCGAGUGUGUGUGUGUGUGUGUGUGUGUGUGUGUGUGUGUGUGUGUGUGUGUGUGUGUGUGUGUGUGUGUGUGUGUGUGUGUGUGUGUGUGUGUGUGUGUGUGUGUGUGUGUGUGUGUGUAUUUUCCUGACGUGUACAUGUGUGUGUGUGACUUUUUAUUCGCCCGUGACUGUCUUUUCCACGCGCACACACACAACAGAAGGAUGUAAAUAAGAAAGGAAAUCAGUUAUAUAGAUACACAAGUGACCACGUGUGUUUGUUGUCACGUAUAGUACAAGAGCAACACAAGACCUUGGUGAACACGCAGACAUAGCAAGGUGAAAACAGGUAGGCCACAAGAGAUGGAAAGUCACCUGUUAUAUAUAUUUUUCCUCCAUAUUUAACAUCAUUAUAAUUUUCUUUAGUAUUAUGUGAGUCCAACAGAUGUAAUAAUUUUUCGAUAAGUUCCGUCAUAUUCACAAUUUCGCAUUUCGUGUGUUCGUGGUGUAGAUACGAACACCAACUGUGAGUCCUCAACGUUGCCAGAUUGUCGUACUCAGAGCAUCGUUUUUACCGGUUUCUGACUCAUAACUAUUGCCAAGAAACACCAGUCGUUAUCCAUUUUAACGAUAACUCUAUAUAAAACCAGUUAAAGGGGUGGAGGAGACAGUUUGAGGGUUGGAAGUCGGCAAAUAUAAGAGCCUGAGCACGACCAUCUGGCAACAUUGAGCAGGCCCGAGCAAUGUGAUGAACGCGUUGAGCACUGUAGAGUCCCGAAUAAUGCCAGUACAAAAUAGCAGACUUCACGAGGUGGGUGGAUCAAGCAGCCUCAAACAGCACAUACUAAACACUGAACUGUCUUGUGAGAAUCAAAAUCCGCGGCCUUUGCUUUCGUGUAACUAGCGCGAAUAUAACACGAAUUGAAGUCGCGCAGAUUCAAAUAAUGUCAAUUCAGGGAGCGCGAAUUCCAAUAGCGCGGUCAUGUUCCAUAUUCGCGCGCAAAGUCUUAGUUCGCGCGUUAUCCAGGGCUCUACUGUACUGUAUGCGUGAGUUUGAAUCUUACAUAACAGACCCCCGGAAAUUACUGAGAAGGCGCCCCAGACCAGUUUAGGGGUUCCGGAGGUGAGCACUAUAAUGAGUUUCCUAUAAUUAUCAUUUUCAUUGUUAAUUAAGUUAGGUAAAUAUUGUCAUUAUUAUUAUUUUUGUAUGUUUUUUUUUGUGUGUGUUUGUGUGUUUUGAGGUACCGAGUUCGCUUUUUUUUUCUUCUUUUUCUUCUUUGCUCUCCUGGUUUCAAGUUCUGGUCUGAUUCCGGUUUCAAUUUCUCUCUCUCUCUCUCUCUCUCUCUCUCUCUCUCUCCUGCGGUGGUGAAUGUUUUGUACAGGCCAUUUUUAUCAUUUAUUCAGAUUUUAGUAAUUCAUAUUUGUAUAAUUAUAUAUUUAGACGAAGUGAAAUUCCUGACCGUCCUCGAACAAUUCAAUCUUUUAUUCAGCCAGUAAUGUAAAAAGAACUCAAGGGCAGGAUAUUGUAUAAUUAUUCUUUUGUUGUUCCUGUUUUAUCGAAUUUAACGCAGUGUCGCGUCCCUGUUGCGAAGGGUCCCCACACUACACUUUUUUUAAACCUCUGACAUGUCCACUUACUUCUCUUUUAGCAUCGUUCGUAGGUUUUUGAUACGUGUGAAAAGUAUUAUUAAUUUACGCUAUUUAAGGUUACUAUGUAUAUUUUCCCGCCGGUUUUAUGAUCAUCUUUUUUUGUAUGUUCCUGUGGUGACUUUCGACUACUGGUAUGAACGAACACAUUAUCAGAUUGAACGAUAUCUGCAGGCGCUUAGGACACAUUAAUUCCUAACAGGUUUAAUGGUAAUGAUUUUCUAUGGUCCUUUGCGCCCAUUUUGUUACCCCGUUGUAGCGACUGACAAAAAACGAUCCACUCAAGAUGGCAAUACUUUCGUCCCUUCAUCCAAUUAGGCAAUAUUAGAACACGUUUUCUCCAUGUAUUCUCCCCCAAAAGGAGGAAAAUGUCAUCAAAUAUACAUCUUUCCUUAGUACAACACAUAAAUGAUUGGAAAUGAGACACUUGAAUGACGAAGCCGCCCAGUAAAAUUUAAUGAUGUCACGAUAAAGGAGUCGGAGAUAAUGAAGGGAAAGUGUUGCCAUCUGGUGAUCAUUGUUCAGGACAGUUGCAGAAACGGACUAAAGAGCAUGGACGAAAAAAGAAAGCUAUCAGACUGAGCGAUAUAUAUAGACACUUUAAACACACACACACACACACACACACAUUUAUACAGACCGUCAGUACACGCAUUAUUUUUGAGAAAGUAAGAGAAGAGGGGAAAAAAUCAUUUGAGUGUUGUUAAUGUGAACGAAAAAAUGCGAGAUUGAGCGACAUUCACAGACACAACGCAUUUACAGACAACCUAAUGAUAAACUAGAGAAGAAGAAGAGGGUGAAGAAGCCAUUGUACUGAAGAAAAGUGAGAGUAAAGAAGAAAAAUAAAUAAAAGCAAAUAUCAAAGCAGUUUAUAGUAUCGAAACAAAAAAAAAAGUAAAAUAGUCAACAAGAAAAAGUAAAUACCGACGCAGUUUAUAUUAUCUAAGCAAAGUAUAUAUAAUUGCUAUUUUGAAUUCGACCUCACCCGCAACGUAUUAAACCUGAAUAGAGGGUCAGAUGUUUUGUACUAACGUGAAAAUUAUUCCUAAAAGACAUAAAAGGCGAAUAGUAAAGCAACAUAUAUUAUCAAACAACUAAAUAUUUAUAAUGGUUAGUUUUUUGAAGGAUGUCCACCCUCAACUUCUCUCUGAUUGGCAAAAUUAACCCCAAAUUACACACACACACACACACACACACACACACACACACACACACACACACACACACACACACACACAAGGGCCACCACCAUCACCUCCCUUUCCCUCUCUUCCCCUUCUCCUCCCAUUCCCCAGCCCCCCUCCCCCCCGUGGCUCUGACCUCCCCCCUUUCUCUAUACGCUGUAAAGUGUACAAAUCUCUGUUUGUAUGUGAUUAAGUCGGCAUGGUUACCCCCCACCCCCUCCC
Molecule: messenger RNA, 5956 nt
Organism: Eriocheir sinensis (Chinese mitten crab)
Lineage: Eukaryota; Metazoa; Arthropoda; Malacostraca; Decapoda; Varunidae
Gene: Chi
Product: LIM domain-binding protein 2-like
Exons: 9
Coding region: 424-2049 (541 amino acids)
Biological process (GO): negative regulation of transcription by RNA polymerase II; positive regulation of transcription by RNA polymerase II; nervous system development
Cellular component (GO): nucleus; transcription regulator complex
Molecular function (GO): LIM domain binding
Source: RefSeq, a predicted model, not a curated record